Messenger RNA from Coregonus clupeaformis (lake whitefish), 2316 nucleotides. Its product is annotated as four and a half LIM domains protein 2. The transcript has 6 exons. NCBI's taxonomy places the organism in Eukaryota, Metazoa, Chordata, Actinopteri, Salmoniformes, Salmonidae. The record is from RefSeq and is a predicted model, not a curated record. Gene Ontology annotation, cellular component: Z disc; nucleus. Gene Ontology annotation, molecular function: transcription coregulator activity. Bases 1408 to 2247 code for a protein of 279 amino acids.
GGCUACUAUGUUCUGUGUAUGUUUGGUGGGACGUUGUUGGAAUAUUCUCCUAACCCUCAAACUGGACAGAGGAGUGUCCUUGCAAUGUUCCAAUGAAACAUGUCUGGAACAUUAAAUAUUGGCUAUUCUGAGAACAUGACUACCACGUUGUGGAUAAGUUCUGUUUGACAUUUAGGGAAUGUUCUCCUAACUAACGCCAAAACAUGCUAAAUACUGUAUGUUCUCAGGAGGUUUUUGCUAACAUACAUAGAAUGUUCCCUAAUUUACGGAAAACUGGACACUCAAACAUCUGGGGAAUAUUACGGGUAACAUUACAAAUUGUUCUCUCUCCCUAGAACUGUUAGCUAGGAAACAAUGUUAUCAAAAUACUUGAUAGGUGCCCCUUGGUGCAUUUGACAGAUGACAUCAAAGAGAACACAGAAGCCCAGUCUCCAACAGCUGCCCACCUUUUUAAAAUAGCUGGAGGUUUGAUUAGGGUUCAGUUUAUUUUUUUAUUUUAGGAACAAGAUGGAUCCUGAUUUAAGCUAGGUGAGUUAGAGCAAUGGAGAGACUUUGUGAAGAGGGGUUAGAGAGGGAGAGUAAAUAUUACUGGUAGAUAGGAUAGUAAAUAUUCAUUCCUCUUUCAACUUGAAGACAGAGAACAGAAAAUUCCUCUGACUUCCUGUUUCGAUCUAAUUUGGACCGGUACACCAAGACCCUUCUCUAGCCCUUUUACUAAGCACUCUUGUCCCCCCUAUUCUUGAGUAAGCAGUGGUAUAUCUGAGGUGCUUAUGCACAAAGACCAUACAUAAUACAAUGACAUCAGGAACAUACCAUGAUAUUACAGGGGUUUAGUCCAGAGAGAGGGGAACCGAAUGAGGAAAUGCAAACAACCCAUUGGGUUGGGAAAGCAAAUGGAGAGAAAGACAGAGAGUGGGAGGGUGGGGGGAGAGAGAGAGAGAGAGAGAGAGAGAGAGAGAGAGAGAGAGAGAGAGAGAGAGAGAGAUGAGGGCAGCUGGAUUAAGGAGUUUUGUUGUUGAAAAAGCUAAAGAGAAUAUGAGGGGAAGAGAGAAGGAAUUUAAGAGCGUGAGGGGGGGACAUUCUCUAGUUUUCCAGCUUUUCUUUUGCCUCCUUAUAUGGUCAAACGACGACUGUGGAAUCAGUGGGCAGAAGGGAGUGGGUCGGAACUCAGAGAGAAAGAGAGAGGGAAAGAAUGAGAGGGGAAAGGGGUGAGAAGUGUAGAGGAGAGGGGUGUGCAUUGUCGUGUGCUUGGGACACUGGGGACUUCCACCAGCGGCAGCCGGACACACACCACUGGUCAGCAGAGCGAGACAGGUCAGGCAAAGAGAGGCAUAACCAGGAGGCUUAUCAGGGGCUGAACUGCUAACAGCUGCAGAGCGUUAGCGGGGUGGGAUUCCCGGUGCCAAGAUGACGGAGCGCUAUGACUGCCACUACUGUAAGGAAUCCCUGUUUGGUAAGAAGUACGUCCUGAGAGAGGAGAACCCAUACUGUGUCAAAUGUUACGAGAGCCUGUACUCCAAUACCUGUGAGGACUGCAAGAAACCCAUCGGCUGCAACACCAGGGACCUGUCCUACAAGGACCGCCACUGGCAUGAGGAGUGUUUCCAGUGCUUCCAGUGUAAACGCGCUCUGGUGGACAAGCCCUUCUCCACCAAGGAUGACCAGCUGCUCUGCACUGAGUGCUACUCCAACGAGUACUCCUCCAAGUGCCACGAGUGCAAGAAGACCAUCAUGCCUGGCUCCAGGAAGAUGGAGCAUAAGGGUAACAGCUGGCAUGAGACCUGCUUCACCUGCCAGCGUUGCCAGCAGCCCAUCGGCACCAAGAGCUUCAUCCCCAAAGAGAACCAUAACUUCUGUGUGCCCUGCUACGAGAAGCAGUUUGCCAUGCAGUGUGUGCAUUGCAAGAAACCCAUCACUACUGGUGGGGUGACCUAUCGCGACCAGCCCUGGCAUAAGGACUGCUUCCUGUGCACCGGCUGCAAGCAGCAGCUAUCUGGCCAGCGGUUCACCUCCCGUGACGACUUUGCCUACUGCCUCAACUGUUUCUGCAACCUGUAUGCCAAGAAGUGUGCCUCCUGCACCACCCCCAUCAGCGGUCUGGGUGGCAGUAAGUACAUCUCCUUUGAAGAGCGCCAGUGGCACAACGACUGCUUCAACUGUAGGAAGUGCUCCGUCUCCCUGGUGGGCCGGGGUUUCCUCACUGAGCGUGACGACAUCCUGUGCCCUGAGUGCGGCAAAGACAUCUGAUUGGCAGGCAGUGUGUGGCCGACAAAUCUGAUUGGAUAGCAAUGAAACAACCAGGAAGAAUGUUUUAAA